Messenger RNA from Aspergillus pseudonomiae, 836 nucleotides. RefSeq names its product RlpA-like double-psi beta-barrel domain-containing protein. Lineage: Eukaryota; Fungi; Ascomycota; Eurotiomycetes; Eurotiales; Aspergillaceae. The transcript has a single exon. The record is from RefSeq and is a predicted model, not a curated record. The coding region runs from base 287 to 472 and encodes 61 amino acids.
UACCCAACAGCCCGAGCCUACCCAGCAGCCCGAGCCCACCACCAACGCUCCUCCGGUCGUGGUCCCGACAUCGUCGAGCACUACCUCUGCUGCCCCUCAGCCUACCGCCAGCACCCCCAGCGGUGGCAGCGGUGGCAGCGGAUACACCGGUGCCUGCUCCCAGGGCUCCCCGUGCACGGGUCAGGUCACCUUCUACGACACUGCCACCUCUCAGCUUGCCCCCAGCAGCUGUGGAUUCACCAACGACGGCACCACUGAGGAUGUCCUGGCUCUUCCCGUCGGCCUGAUGAAGGACAGCGACUGCGGUCGCAUGGUGACCGUUCACUACAAUGGCAAGGUCGUGUCCGGCAAGGUCGUCGACAAGUGCAUGGGCUGCGACAGCACCUCUAUUGACCUGUCGCGUCACUUCUUCAAUUCCCUGGCUUCCGAGUCUGAGGGCCGCCUCCACAAUGUUGAGUGGUACAUGGAGUAAAUGCGCUGAAUGCUAGCUUCUUCUGCUGGUUCUUUGCUUGAUUUUGUUGCUUCGCUUCGUCGACAUCCAUACCCCCACUUUUCACUUCUUCUUACCCUUCUCCACACUCGUUUUCAUACAUAUUUUUACUCAAUUUGCUCCCCAUGGAGUAUUUGAGCUAUGUUCAUAGAUAUUCUCGGGUUAUUUAACACCACAUUUACAUUCGACACAAGAAGCAGCACGCAGGACGCAUCUGGUCCAUGACAUGAUACCACGACACUGGGAUUGGCGCAUUGCAAAUUAGAUGGAAUCGGGUAUUCUAUCUGGCGCGCAUUAGGUAGCAAUGGUUCGGGAACAAUGAUAAAAAAAAAGGUUUCUUGCAAGC